AUGCCCAUACCGGAUUCAAACUCGGACCCGGUUCUGGAUCCACAUUCACACUGCGACCCGGACUCGAACUCGGUCCGGGAUCCUAAAUUGAACUCGGUCCGGGAGCCAGUUUCAAACUCGGACCCGGUUCGGGAUCCACAUUCACACUCCGACCGGGACUUGAACUCGGUCCGGGAUCCACAUUCGAACUCAGAGUCAGACUCGGAAUCGGGCUCCUCUUUCUGCUCGUUGGAACUAUCCGCCUCGUCGGACGGCGGAAGUCACCUCUCCUCGGCCACGUCGUCGCUGCUCUCCGCCUCGUCGGCCGCCGACGACGACGCCGACGACGACGUUGACGACGCCAACCUCAUCUCGCCCCUCCUCGCCUCCGCCGACGCUCUGCCCGAGGCCUGUUCACGGACCGUCUCCGACUUUUCGGUCGACCGGCACACGCCCUCGGACGCCUGGGCCCGUCACGGUCUGCUGGACACCGACAGAGCGGCCUGGUGGUCGCUAUGGCAUGUCUGGUCGCGGUAUCCCGGCCUGGGGAUGACGUUGCUGUGGCGUUGUCAUGACAGUGAUUCUGGCCUUGGCAGCGGCGAAAGUGAGCAUGAGCUGGGCCUGGCGAGAGGAGGUGGAGCGGCCGAGGGAGGCGCGGAGGCGAGUCGAGGGAAGGAGAAGAGGACGACGACGACGAAGAGCCGAAAAGGCACGUCCUUUUGGAGUCUGCGUGUCGGUCCUCUCGGACGCGUCGUCAGGAUGGCUGCUCCGCCCAACCUCAACCCGUUUGCCGACGUCCGACCGAGCAGAAGAUUGCGUGACACACGACGUCUGAUUGGUGGACCAGCGCUUGGUACCAACGGCCCCAGGCUCGAGGCCGACCCAGACGAGUGCCUACGACUUGGAUGA
Protopolystoma xenopodis is the source of this 888-nucleotide messenger RNA. Lineage: Eukaryota; Metazoa; Platyhelminthes; Monogenea; Polystomatidea; Polystomatidae. The record is from the annotation of a GenBank genome assembly.